This is a messenger RNA of Laetiporus sulphureus 93-53, 1260 nucleotides long. RefSeq lists its product as uncharacterized. The record is from RefSeq and is a predicted model, not a curated record. NCBI's taxonomy places the organism in Eukaryota, Fungi, Basidiomycota, Agaricomycetes, Polyporales, Laetiporaceae. Bases 1 to 1260 code for a protein of 419 amino acids. The transcript is spliced from 5 exons.
AUGUCGCUCGUCCCCCCUCCUCGCCUUCUUGGUCCGUUCGUAUCCAUCGCUGACACAUCUGCCCUCGGCGAUGCUGUGCUGCGAUGCAUCCAUCAACUUGACACAUUAGCCGUCCGUCCUCCAUGUGCUGAGGCCCCCUUUGCCGAGUGGGAGGCCUGGUGCCACGAGUUAGCUGGGUCCUACGCAAUGCUGGGCAGUCUUCAUACGCCUGCAAUCCGAGAUGUCUGGCUUUCUGUGCUGGAUUGGGUAGGGGUGACUGCCAAUCCUGCCUGGUCCACACUUUGGGGUGACUUCGUUCCGGCUGGCUUCCUAUUCACCUCACUUGGUGCUCGCUCGCGCUUUGAGGACAUUAUCAAUGCAAUCCUUGCUGGUACUCUUACCUGUGAGAAGGCGCAGAUGCAGGUGGCUAGCCAGCUGCUGACCUUUACCACAAACCACACUAUUGUUGACCGUCGUGACCAAUCAUUCCUUGGCUUCACCCGUCCGCUCCUCGUUGGCUGGGACGUGGCCUUGUCUGUGUUAACUGCAUCGCUUUUCAUGCCUUUUCCUGUCGCUCUUCCCUCCCUAGCCGCCACUGCUCCGAGCAUUCCUGCGGGGAAGACCUGUGUUGCCGACACCCCAAUGCAAGAAGACUUUGACCUAAUCGAGGUGUCGCGGGACCAGGUUGAGAGCGAGCGCGAGUUCAACGCUACUGUUGAGGGGGCGAAGUCUGCCAAGGAGGCGCGAGGCCUUAAACGUCCCUCAGAGGAGUCCACGCCUGGACCUUCCCCUCGUGCACGUGUGGAAGGGGCUCAAGCCUUCCUCGACUACCUCGAUAACAUAGGCGGAACAUCCGUCCAGCAGUAUUACGCACAGUUUGGCAAACCGUGGGGUAUCGCUCAUUGCACGUCGUGCGAGGAUGAGAGUUCCUGCAUUGUGAUGCCUCCUGGCAAGGCUUGUCUGUGCUGCUGUAUGAGCAAGAAGGGGUGUUUGUUGAAUACGGACGCGGGCGUGGGGCUUCCUGCAGUGCUUCACCAGUUUGUUGACCUGCACACCGUGCUAACUGUGAUCCAAGGUGGCUUCAACACAUCCGCUAUUCCUCCUGCCAUUCUUGGAGAGAUUGCAGAUCGCAAACGCAUCCAGCUUGCAUGUGACAUGCAGCUGGCCUACGCCUGUUUCCUGGAGCUGGAGUCUUUGGUGAUCAAUACCAAGACCCUGGGUGGGCCCGUUGCAGCAGUGUCCUCUCCUGUCACCUCUGGUAGCACCGAACCCAUCCUUUAG